Wasmannia auropunctata (little fire ant) is the source of this 519-nucleotide messenger RNA. RefSeq lists its product as uncharacterized. The record is from RefSeq and is a predicted model, not a curated record. Gene Ontology annotation, cellular component: plasma membrane. NCBI's taxonomy places the organism in Eukaryota, Metazoa, Arthropoda, Insecta, Hymenoptera, Formicidae. Gene Ontology annotation, biological process: sensory perception of smell; detection of chemical stimulus involved in sensory perception of smell. Gene Ontology annotation, molecular function: odorant binding; olfactory receptor activity. The transcript is spliced from 3 exons. The coding region runs from base 1 to 519 and encodes 172 amino acids.
AUGAUAGCAGAGGAUUGGCAAAGAUCGAAAAGCGCGAAAGAAAGAAAUAUAAUGAUGAGGAGAGCUAAAAGUGCGCGAAUAAUUACUACAUUCGGAUAUUCUCUUAUGGGAUUAGCAUAUAUCUUUAUUGUCGCUCUGCCUGCUUUUGGAAUUUCCAUACGACACUUAUCAAAUAUUACUGAUCCAGGCAGACCAAUGUUAAUACAAACUUAUUACAUUUACGACGUAACGAAAACUCCACAAUACGAGAUGACGUAUAUUGUACAAUCUAUUUCCCUCUUCUGUGCCAUGGCGUGUUAUGUGGGAAUCGAUAAUUUUCUUGGGUUAAUAGUGUUUCAUAUCUGUGGCCAGUUGGACAUUCUUAGACAUCGUUUUAUUUGUUUGAAUAAAUUUAUGAACUUUCACGUAGAUCUAAAGAGCUGCGUAAUAAAUCACAGUCGAUUGUUAAGAGCCAUUGCUGUUGUAGAAGACAUAUACAAUAUAAUACUUCUUAUUAAAGAUAGUAUAGCACAAACUUGA